AUGCAAAACUGGCACUAUCUACUGUUGCAUGGAUUUCUAUCACCCCAAGAGGGUCGUCAUGGUUGCGCCAGGAAGCCAGUGGCCCGCCCUUUCAGGGGGCUGCGCGAAAACUCUGCGGCCAAUCUCAACACCUCCGACCGCGUGCUAUCAGCCAACCACGACGUCCAGCAGCUGUUAGAGCAUGUCGGCAAGGGCGGACGGGUCCCAGGACUAGUGUUGGAGUACCUCAAGGUCAUCCAGGAGCUCACGGCCGACCUGCUGAAGAAUCCCAUGGGUGAAGACUGGAAGAAGGAAUCCACCGAGCUCAAGACCGAGCUCCGAGAGAAGACCCUCACGCUCCAGAAAGACAUCUAUGCGAUCAAGGUAGCGACGCUGGCUCCGGCGAGCAGCCGAUCAGGACCCUCUGGACGAGUAGUAGACACCCAGGCGGCGAGUCCCUCGGAGCUCUCAAAGGACCGGGAUAUCAUUGUCAAACUGGGUGAUUCCGACGGCAUUGCUCACUUCCGUACGAUGAGAAGCUCGGAGAUCAAGGACCGGGCUGAGAAGGCGAGGGUACGCGCAACCGGGGCGGGCACGAACCCUGUUUUGGCCGCUAUCCAGUUCGUGGCAGCACGUCAGCUGAAAUCCGGAGAUAUCAGUCUGACGUUGAAAUCAGCCAGGGAUGCUGAGGCUGCCAGGGUCCAUCGGCACGCAUGGGUCAGACAUUUGUGGAAGGGAGCCGAAGUCCGACUGCCGUCCUGGGGUGUUGUGAUCCACGACGUUAACGUACGCUCACUGGGAAUCAACCGGCCGACAGAGCUGAGGGAAAAACAGGAAGCCGUCAGCAAGCAGUUAGUGACGCAGAACCUUUAUUCGUGGGGAGAAGCGGAAAUAACUCAUCUUGCAUGGCUGGUCUUGCCAGAGGGAAAGAAGGCCGGGUCCCUGAUCGUCGAAUUCAGCUCGCCGCAUGCUGCCAACAAGGCCAUCGACAACACUAUCUGGGACUCCACCGUGCUUACCACAGUCCUAUAUGACCGAGCUGCUCGAAUCCGUCAAUGCCACCGAUGCCAAAAGUAUGGCCACAUAGGAAGGACCUGCUCCGAGCAACCUACCUGCGUCUAUUGUGCCGGCAGUCAUGUCUCUCCUGAUUGCCCCGGUAGGAAAGACGCCACCCUGAUCGAACGAAAGUGCGCCAAUUGCGGGGGCGCACACGCUGCAUGGUCACGCGGGUGUGCGGACUAUAAAGCGGAGUUAGAGAGAGUGCAGGAAUUAGAGAUACGGCGCGAGCGGUAUCACCGGAUUCCGGCCUACCUCUCUAUCUCGGACCCUGCUCAGAGGAUGACGGGGUCUAGCUCAGGCUUAGACCCGACACCGAGAGAGGUAGCGUCCAUGGGUAGCGGCCGUGGACCUACCAAUACAGCCAGCACAAACCCUCGAAAUAAAUCAGUUUCGAGUAAGAAAACAAGCUCCAGCAAGCCGGCUGCCAAGCAGACAGCUAGCAAGCCAGUGAGCAAGCUAGUGAGCAAGCCGGCCAGCGUAGCCACCGGGGGUAAUGCAACAAUAGUUGCAACCCGAAGCAUCGCUAGCCAACCUUCCGAGGUCUCUAUUAUGAGAACCCCGGACAAUCAGCAGAACAGAGAAGCCGAGGGCUUCCAAAUGGAUACUGAUAUGGAAGUCGACUUCCAACCAUCGCAACAGAUCAAUCAGACCAAUCAGACCGGAGUCUACCAGUCGAAACGCGCACCCCCUAGUCUCCGAGCACCUCGAUCGGAGCCGAUCCGUACGAGAAGUCGGGCCACGGCUAGACCUUGA
Penicillium antarcticum is the source of this 1791-nucleotide messenger RNA. RefSeq names its product zinc knuckle domain protein. The coding region runs from base 1 to 1791 and encodes 596 amino acids. Lineage: Eukaryota; Fungi; Ascomycota; Eurotiomycetes; Eurotiales; Aspergillaceae. Gene Ontology annotation, molecular function: zinc ion binding; nucleic acid binding. The record is from RefSeq and is a predicted model, not a curated record. The transcript has 3 exons.